ACAAGCAAAAGAACACGCUCACUUGGAGAUAGGCUUUGUGAUAUUUAAAUGUGUGGGUUAAUUUUUUAUCCACUUUAAUAACUGGGAUUUUUUUUCACCCUCUCUACUUCUUUGCUUUCUGUUGCUGCUCUGAAGCUGUGGGCACAGAAAUCUCUGCAGGCAAAUCACUCCAGAACAUAUUGCAGGACAAUCUUCUAAGAACAGUUGAAUUCCAGGCAUCUGGACUCCUAAUCCUUUUUGGAGAUGGCAGGUGUGAGUGGCUGUAUAAAAUAUUCUAUGUUUAUCUUCAACUUCUUGUUCUGGGUGUGUGGUGUCUUGAUCCUGGCAAUAGGAAUAUGGGUACGAGUAAGCAAAGAUGGCCAAGAGAUUCUCAACUCUGCAGACUCUGGCCUUAACCCCUAUGUUGCUGUGAACAUCUUGAUUGCCGUGGGCUCCAUCAUCAUGGUCCUGGGCUUCCUGGGCUGCUGCGGGGCCAUAAAGGAAAGUCGCUGCAUGCUUCUGCUGUUCUUCAUCGGCCUGCUCCUGAUCCUGAUCCUGCAGGUGGUGGCCGGCAUCCUGGGAGCCACUUUCAAAACUGAGUUUAAAUGCUGUGGUUUGGUCAGUGGAGCUGCUGAUUGGGGAAAUAAUUUUGAACAGAAUUCCAAGUCCUGUGAAUGUUCAGGAACGGCAGAUACUUGUGUAUCUUAUCAACAAAAACUUGUUUAUAAACAGCCAUGCAGUUCUCUGAUAAAAGACUUAAUGGCCAAACACAUCAUUGUGGUUAUUGGAAUAGCCUUUGGACUGGCAGUUGUUGAGAUACUUGGCUUGGUGUUUUCCAUGGUCCUAUAUUGCCAGAUCGGGAACAAAUGAGUCUGUGGAUGUGUCAAGCUAUAUCAUCAGUCGAACCCCUUUAAAAUUUUGCUUCGGCUUUGUAACAUUAAAUAUGUAAGUGCUACAUAUAUCAGGAGUAACUGUCCUAUUAUAAUGUCUCAUUUAGCUAGACCACAGGCAUCUUCUAGACAUACUGAACGUAUUUAAGAUUUGAAGGCUCUAACAACGAUAUGAAUGUGUAUUUUUACUCAAAAUAAAAGA
Otolemur garnettii (small-eared galago) is the source of this 1071-nucleotide messenger RNA. RefSeq names its product tetraspanin 8 (gene TSPAN8). Gene Ontology annotation, cellular component: membrane. The record is from RefSeq and is a predicted model, not a curated record. The transcript has 7 exons. Lineage: Eukaryota; Metazoa; Chordata; Mammalia; Primates; Galagidae. Bases 244 to 849 code for a protein of 201 amino acids.